AUGACUCUCUCACACCACGUUAAUAGUGAACAGCUUGAAAAGGAGUACUUAAAGGGUUCAAGGAAAUCCAAAUUAAACAACCGUGAAGAGUACAUUUUCAAGUACUCUUCUCAGGAUACUGUUCCCAAGUACGAAAUUCCAGAAGAAUCGUCUGAUAGUCAUCAAGUUUACAAGUAUCUUCAGGAAGGGUUAUCCUUAGAUGGUACCCCAACUUUAAAUUUAGCCUCGUUCGUGAACACGGACAUUGAUGAAGUGGCAUUGAAGUUGGUUACUGAAAACUUGGUGAAAAAUUUGGCUGAUAACGACGAAUACCCUAGCUUACUUGAGUACCAGCAAAGAUGUAUCUCAAUUAUCUCAGACUUAUGGCAUGCUCCAAAAAUUGUUGACAAGGAAACUGGUGAAACCAAGGUUAACACUGUAGGUGCUGCUACUACUGGUUCGUCUGAAGCAAUCAUGUUGGGGGGAUUGGCAUUGAAGAAAUCAUGGCAAGAAAGAAGAAAGGCUGCAGGUAAGUCCACUUCCAAUCCAAACAUUAUCAUGGCAACAUGUGCUCAAGUUGCUUUGGAAAAGUUUGCCCGUUACUUUGACGUGGAAGACAGAUUGAUCAGUAUCACUGAAGAAUCUGGUCAUUUAAUUGAUGUUUCCAAGAUUAAAGAUCUGAUUGAUGAAAACACUAUUGGUAUUUUCGUGAUUUUGGGAUCCACCUUUACUGGUUCUUUUGAACCGGUUGAAGAAAUCGCCAAGUUGUUAGAUCAAGUUCAAAAGGAAACUGGUCACGAUGUUAAGAUUCACGUAGAUGGGGCCAGUGGUGGAUUUGUUGCACCAUUUGUUUUCCCUCACUUGAAGUGGGACUUUGCUAUCGAUAGAGUUGUCUCAAUAAAUACAUCAGGCCAUAAAUUUGGUUUAACUACAGCUGGAUUGGGCUGGGUCAUCUGGAAAGACAUAAAGUAUUUACCGGAAACUCUUAGAUUCAAAUUGGACUACUUGGGUGGUGUUGAGGAAACAUUUGGCUUGAAUUUUUCCAGAGCAGGAUUCCCAGUUAUUCACCAGUAUUACAACUUAUUAACGUACGGUAGAGAAGGAUAUGCUAAGCUCUUUGAUCAAUGUAUUCAGAAUGCUAGAUUGUUCUCUAACGUCUUGGAAGGUUCUAAAUAUUUCGAUGUUCUCUCAGUUAUCCAUAAGAAGGCUACCCCAGAGGAAAGAAAGAAACUUUAUACAAGAGAAGUUUCUGGUGAUCUUCCAGAUUACCAAACUGCCAAUGAGGAAUAUCAACCUGGAUUACCAGUGGUUGCUUUUAGAUUCUCGAAAUACAUUAGAGACAACUAUCCAGAAUUACCCCAGUCAAUUUUCUCAUUAUUAUUGAGAAAUAAGGGCUUCAUUGUCCCUAACUAUCACUUGCCACCUGAUGAAUAUGAGAAGGAAAUCUUAAGAGUAGUCGUUAGACCAUCCUUGAGCUUAAAUUUGUUAGACAAGUUGAUUGAAGAUACAAUUUCAUCCCUCGAGUUAUUGAUUGAAAGUUGUGAUUCUGUUCAUCAGGUAGUAACAGAUAAGCAUACUACCGAAGCUGAAGAUCAUGCUUCUAUCUACAACUUAUUGUUGACAAUUGCCAGUGGAGGUGUUGAAGAUCUCAAAAAGGCGCAACACGAAGCUUUAGACAAACCAGAGACUGGCCACAAUAAGAACAAGAAAUCCUACAGAGGUGCUUGUUAG
Messenger RNA from Dujonia railenensis, 1710 nucleotides. The record is from the annotation of a GenBank genome assembly. Lineage: Eukaryota; Fungi; Ascomycota; Pichiomycetes; Serinales; Debaryomycetaceae.